Molecule: messenger RNA, 735 nt
Organism: Fusarium sp. VM40
Lineage: Eukaryota; Fungi; Ascomycota; Sordariomycetes; Hypocreales; Nectriaceae
Source: the annotation of a GenBank genome assembly
AUGCCCCCAGGAACACGCAAGAGAAAGGCAUCCGCCACUGAGAUUGAUGGUGACGAGGAUGCUGUCGCCAAAAAGUCGACUCGCGCCCCGAAGAAAACGACUACGAAUGCAACAAAUCGAAGAAAAGGAAAGCAUGCCACGAGCGAGUGCAGCGACAGUUCCAAGAAAAACCGAAAGCCGGUUGCCCGAGAUGCUAAGAGUCAGAUUCGGAAACAGGGGGACGAUCUCAUCAAAUCUAUCGAUGAGAUCAAGACAGGAAUCCCUCGAGUCGACGUUGGCGUAUUGAUAAACGAGCUUUCUCCUGACCUCACUAGUGUCUUACCUUGGAUGAGUUCCUCGCCCGUUCUGCAGAAAAACACCCGAAGCCAUCCGCAACUGAUGUUAAAAGCCCUUGAUGACCUACAAGUCCAUGUCGAAGCCUACAAUUUAUUGGUCAAGCAUGACCUUGGCAUCAAGGCACCAAACUGGAUGAGAUGGGGACAAGACGCCAAAGAUUUGGAAGAGAUGAACAAGCAUGGGUUGAAGAUGGCUUCAGAAAUUGUCAACCAUAUGAUCAUGCCUGACCUGCAUCGGCUGCCGACCAAGCCUCCCAGUGCCACGAGUCUUGAAGAUGUGGCAUGGGAUCUGAUUGAGGAGGCUAUACCAGAUGAGUCGGAUAAUACGUGGGGAAAGAUUGCACAGGGACAUUUGAAGGCUUUUACUGAGGUCUUGAGACUACUCCCAACUGACGAAUAG